This is a messenger RNA of Micropterus dolomieu (smallmouth bass), 1947 nucleotides long. Its product is annotated as sialic acid-binding Ig-like lectin 11. Gene Ontology annotation, molecular function: cell adhesion molecule binding. The annotation marks the transcript as partial. Gene Ontology annotation, biological process: cell-cell adhesion. Gene Ontology annotation, cellular component: cell-cell junction. Lineage: Eukaryota; Metazoa; Chordata; Actinopteri; Centrarchiformes; Centrarchidae. The transcript is spliced from 7 exons. The record is from RefSeq and is a predicted model, not a curated record.
UCUCACAUCACAGGAAACAUCACUGCUUUCAAGACUGAGAAUCUGACUGCUGUCACACAAAGACACAGCUCAACUUUGAUGUUUAACUCUUCAGCUGAACACCACGGCACCAAUGUCACCUGCAGGGUCAGGUUCACAAAUAACAUCACUACAGAGGAGACAGUGACUCUGAAUGUGACCUAUGUAAAGGAAGUUAAAAUCACUGGGAAAACACGUGUGAAGGAGGGUGAGACUCUGAAUCUGACCUGCAGUGUUGAAAGUUUCCCUCCAUCUCUAAUCACAUGGACUAUAUAUUCUGACAAAUACAAGCAAAAUGGAACAGAAACUACUCAGCAGAACGACACUGAAACCUACCUGCAGGAAGAAAGUGGAAUAGGAACUUUUUCCAUCGCUAACAUGACAGCAGAAGAUUCAGGACAGUACACCUGCACAGCCAAACAUCUGAACAACACCCUGAUCCAAAACGUUGAUGUAACAGUGAUGUAUAUGAAAAAGCCUGUAAUCACUGGGAAUACGAUUGUUAAGGAGGGAGAUGCUCUGAAUCUGACCUGCAGUGUUGAAAGUUUCCCUCUAUCUCAUAUCACGUGGACUGUUCUUGGUUCCAACACACACCUGCGUAAUGGACCUGAGACUGGCCUGCAGAACGACACUGGAUCAGCCACACUUGUCAUUCACAAUGUGACUGUAGAACAUUCUGGACAGUACAUCUGUACAGCAAAACACCUGGACACGACUCUGACUGUAAAUGCUGAUAUAACUGUGACUUUGUUUCCAAAGAUCCUGAACAGCUCUGGAUGCAGAAAUCAGUCAGAGGUUCUGACCUGUAUGUGUAUCAGUGAGGGGUUUCCUUUACCCACCAUUAAAUGGCCGCUGUUGAAGGACCACACUGAAUACUCUGUUAUUACCACUGUGUCCAAACACACAGUCAACAGCACCAUCACCCUAAAAUCAAAUGACCACAACAGCACUGUUGUUCAGUGUGUCAGCAGCAAUGAGGCAAGCAGGGAGGCAAAAGAGAACUUCACCAUCCGAAUAAACGCAUCCGAACAAGAGGAUCAAUCCAGUAAACUAUUAAAAAUGGUUUCAUGGCUGAAAAUCAUCAUUGCCUUUUUGAUUGGGGUACUCUUUUCAGCAGCCCUUUGCUCUUUGGCAAAGAAAUGCCAAAGAAAAAAACAGAGCUCUGUAAAUCUGGAUGAAACUCUGGAGAUGAUGACUAGUCAAGAGGAUCCUCUGAUAGAUCCUUGUCAAGCACUGGAAGAUGACCUGACCUACUACCAAGAGGCAGCUGAAGUAGGAGAAGAUGUAACAGCAGAAAAAGCAGCCCCUGAUCUUGAUGGUGGAGCAAAAGAUGUGGAGUAUGCCAGCAUUAAUUUCUCUGUGUUGAAAAGAAAGAGUCCCUGGGAGGCAACAAAGAAGCAAGAGACCACCGAGACAGAAUACGCUGAAAUUAAGAAACAAGUAAAAGAGGACAGCAAAGACGACAACAGAGAGGAAGGUGAAGUGUUUGAGGACAAAGAGGAGGAGGCGAUGAUAGUGGAGGAUGAGGAGUCAAAACAUUGUGUCUCAGAAGACGAGGACGUGGCGGUGUACUCCAACGUGAAGGAUAUAAUGGGUGAGAUUUAAAGACUGUUGGAUUGUGGAGUGAUGUUUCUUUGCUCUCAUUAAAUGUGACGGAUUGGACUGAUGGAUUAUUGUUCUGGUGAAUGAAUGGCAGUCUUGUGAACUGUUUCUACCACAAGCUGUGAUCUUCGAAUGCUAAAUUCAGUCUGUGAGAAUCUGAAGUGAGAGAGAGACUUCACACCGUCUACAUCUUAGGGGCUGUUCAAAUCUAUUCAUUCAACUGAGGGUGGACUGAAAGUUGGACAGAAUUUCCAUUUUAUUCAAAUGUUAUUUUGCUUCUAUGUGUUCACUUUUCAUAAACCUUCCAAAUAAAUGUACCCAAAUCCA